AUGGCGUUUGGAUUGCUCCUCCCUCUGCGCAUCGCACAAUUUGUCUUUGCCAUUGUAAUCGUCGGUCUCUCAGCAUACGUUGCCCACUGGUACGAUGCCGACACCUUGACCGCAUCUCCUUCUCAGAUCAACUUCCUGAUCUUCCUCCCCCUAUUCUCAUUCCUCUCCAUCGCCUAUCUGGAAGUGACACCCCGCUUCGCUGCAAAGGCAUCACACCCAUACCUCCACCUCGCUUUUGAGGUUCUAAACGUCCUGUUCUACUUCGCCGGCUUUGUCGCUCUCGCAGUCUUCUUGGGCAAGCUCCUCUUCUGUCGAGGCUCCGUGUGCGCCGCAGCUCGCGCUGAUGCCGUCUUCGCGGCGUUCAGCUGGAUCCUCUGGACUGGAACUACCACCAUCCUCGCUUUGGAGAUCUUCAAGGGCGGAAUCAGCGGCAUGAAAACUGACAAGCAGGCCAAGAAUGCCAUGAAGGAGGUGCCAUCGACUUCUGCCUCUGGCCCUCGCGGUCCACCACAUCCGCAUCUCCGUCCCAUCCUCGCAACAACUUCAACACCCCAACACCCUCCCAGCAUCCACACACGCAACGCUCACCACCCUCUCGAAGGCCUACUCCGCUCCCUUACGCUCCGACAACACGUUCGACUUCCGCAAUUCUCCCCAUUGGGUCUUCUAAAGAACCCAAUGAUUCUCAUUGCAGGCUUCAGCAUGCUGAUCGUCUUCGGGAUGCCGUACAUCAUGGAUAACAUGGACCCGGAAUUGAAGGCCGAAUUUGAAGAGCGCCAGAAAGUCCAACCUAGUGCAGCAGCGAAUCCUUUGCAGAAUUUUGAUGCGGCGGCCUGGCUGGCGGGGUCAACUUCAAGUUCGUCGAAGAGGACUGAGGUGCCGAGUCAUGCGGAUAGAGGAAUUACACGAUGA
Molecule: messenger RNA, 912 nt
Organism: Hyaloscypha bicolor E
Lineage: Eukaryota; Fungi; Ascomycota; Leotiomycetes; Helotiales; Hyaloscyphaceae
Exons: 6
Coding region: 1-912 (303 amino acids)
Cellular component (GO): membrane
Source: RefSeq, a predicted model, not a curated record